This is a messenger RNA of Triticum dicoccoides, 792 nucleotides long. Its product is annotated as protein PHOTOSYSTEM I ASSEMBLY 2, chloroplastic-like. The transcript has 4 exons. The record is from RefSeq and is a predicted model, not a curated record. The coding region runs from base 143 to 475 and encodes 110 amino acids. NCBI's taxonomy places the organism in Eukaryota, Viridiplantae, Streptophyta, Magnoliopsida, Poales, Poaceae.
ACUUCCCAGUCACUGUCCUCCUUUGUCUCUUCUUCAGAGGCUUAACUUCAUGGCACUCUGAGGGUAGUUUAUCUCCUGUAUUGGACUGCAUAGGGCUGCAACUUGCAGGUUUUCGAGGCAAUCAGCAGCAGCAGCAGCAGCCAUGGAGCCUGCCAGUGCUAGCUUGGUCUCCCUGAGGGCAUCCGCCGCCACGAACCACAGCUGCUUCUCGUGUCGGCAGCGAGCGACGCCAAAGACCAGGACGCUUCCGGCCAUGGCGUCAAAGCCUGGGGCGAAACUGGUAGCUGCAGGCUGCAAGACAUGCAAGGGGAAGGGUGCAGUGGAAUGUGAAGGCUGCAAGGGGACUGGCAGGAACAAGAAGAACGGCAACAUCUUCGAGAGAUGGAAGUGCUUCGAUUGCCAGGGUUUUGGGAUGAGGAAGUGCCCCACCUGUGGCAAGGGAGGCCUCACGCCUGAGCAGAGAGGGGAGAGAUAGAAGAAACUUCCAUCAAUCCUUGCAUCCAUGGCAAUGCCAAUGGCAAUGGCAGACAGAUACACUCUCCAAAUGCCAUAUUUGCCAUGGUUAACUUUGUCUGAAUUUGCUACUAUCAUCUAGCGGUAAUUAUUAUACACAAUCGCCAAACGGAGUGUCAAAAACCGAAUAUGGUACUCCCUCCGUCCCAUAAUAGUAGUGUCAAAAACGCUCUUAUAUUAUGGGACGAAGGGAGUGCUACUCAUAAUCAUUUUGAGAACCAGCAGUAUAGUGCCAGCCAAACAGAAUGUUGUGAGGAAAUCAGUUGGUUUCUGCGCGUA